AUGCUCGCGGUUCAAAUCCAGGCCCUGCCAGUUGCUGGCGGUGUUACCCGGGACGGGGCACUUGCCUCUCCCGACAGCUAUAUUGUGACCAUGUUCAACUCAAAUUGUGGGGCCGUGUGGAAGAUGGACGAUAUCCUCACUUCCUGCCUCAGAGGCCUCAGAGGGCUCAACUUAGAGGACCAAGGGUUCACAGUGAGACUAAGCGGCUCCGGCUCGCGGUGCCAGGGCCAUCUGGAGGUCAACUACAAGGACGAGUGGUACACGGUGCACAGCCAGAGUUGGGGCCUGCGCCCGUUCCACCGGGAGGACCCCGGUCAGGCCUGGAAGCUCUGCCAGGAGCUGCGAUGCAGGGAGCCCUUGCUCCUCUCCCACUUCCAGCACUUCAAAGGCGAGCGACCCCAGAGCCAGAUCACCUGCCGCGGACAACUGGGGUCCUUCUCCAACUGCAGCGACAGCAAGGCAAACCAGGGGGCCCCUCUGGCCCUGAUCUGCUUAGAGCCACUGAGGACAACACCUCUUCCCACGAGCCCCCUGCCCAUGACCACUCCGGAGCCCACAGCUCCUCCCAGGCUGCAGCUGGUGGCGAGACCGGGGGGCCUGCGGUGUGCAGGCCUGGUGGAGUUCUACAGCGGCAGCCUGGGCGGCACCGUCGGCAUCGAGUCCCAGGAGGGGAUCCAGGACCUGGGGAACCUCAUCUGUGCAGCCCUCCAGUGUGGCUCUUUCCUGAAGCCUCUGCCAGAGACCGAGGCAGCCAGGACACUAGAGCCAGGAGAGAGCGGUCCCUUGCCAAUCCGGUGGAAGAUCCAGAACAGAAGAUGUGCCUCGCUAGAGCAGUGCUUCAGAAAAGUUCAGCCACAGGCGGGAGGCCGGGCUCUUGGCCUCAUCUGUUCUGAUUUCCAGCCCAAGGUGCAGAGCCGCCUAGUGGGGGGCACUGGCACGUGUGACGGCUCCGUGGAGGUGCGCCAGGGCAAGCAGUGGGACGCCCUGUGCGACAGCUCCUCGGCCAAGGGCGUGGCGAUGUGGGAGGACGUGUGUUGGGAGCAGCAGUGCGGCAACGUCAGCUCCUUCCAGCUGCUGGACACCGGCGAGAAGACCUCCGGGGGGUUCUUCUGUCCGCCGGGGAAGCUGUCCCAGUGCCACCAGCUUCUGCAGAAAAAGUCCCACUGCAAGAGAGUGUUUGUCACCU
This is a messenger RNA of Physeter macrocephalus (sperm whale), 1186 nucleotides long. RefSeq names its product CD5 molecule (gene CD5). The annotation marks the transcript as partial. The transcript has 6 exons. The record is from RefSeq and is a predicted model, not a curated record. Gene Ontology annotation, biological process: T cell costimulation. Lineage: Eukaryota; Metazoa; Chordata; Mammalia; Artiodactyla; Physeteridae. Gene Ontology annotation, cellular component: plasma membrane.